Messenger RNA from Trichoplusia ni (cabbage looper), 2320 nucleotides. RefSeq names its product limbic system-associated membrane protein-like. The transcript has 7 exons. Gene Ontology annotation, cellular component: neuron projection membrane. The record is from RefSeq and is a predicted model, not a curated record. Gene Ontology annotation, biological process: synapse organization. Lineage: Eukaryota; Metazoa; Arthropoda; Insecta; Lepidoptera; Noctuidae. Bases 690 to 1646 code for a protein of 318 amino acids.
UAAAUAGUAUAAACGACAAUAAAUUCGGUAAAAACUUUUAAAGUAAGUCAACGUCCUAAUAAGAGACAUGCGCGCAGAUAUAAAAUCUCACGACCGAUGUCAUAAUAUUCCACAGAAGCGUACGAAUAAGUAAAUAAAAUUGAAUAAUUUACGAGUAGGUUUUACCACAGAACGUCACAGGGGCGGCGAUGUGAGAUAUCAAAUUAUAAGAGGUUGUGUGCACAUGCGCGGUGGAGGGCUCCCGUCGCGGCCACCAGUCUGCCUCGCGACCGCGCUCGAAUGGGCUGCUCCACGCUACAGCGGAAUUCGAAACUCGAACGUCACGCGAAAGCAACUCUUAAAAAAUAACGGACAUUAUCAGUGUGUGCAUAUUAAAAAAUAAUUAGUAUUUUUUUUUCUAAAAAAAAAUGUAAUGUGUUUGACCUGUGGACAUGGUUGGACUAGAAACUUUUAAUUAGCGUACUUGUUGAGAUUUUUCGAGUAUUUGCGUUCAUUAUUACGGAUUGGUGUUGUGCGUUGUUUUUGGAUCAGUUUUGAAGUUUAUGUACUUGGUCCAUUGUGUAGACUUCAAGUCCUAGUGAAUAGUGAAUGUGACUGGCAAUGACAUUUGAAAGUGAACUUUUCGCCUAAUGAAGAUAAGUGAUAAAGGAGUGUGUUUGCUCUAAUGAUGUGAAAAAAAAACCAUCGUAAUGUGGCUUGCGGCGUUGGUGUGUUUUUUCUGUCAUUUAGGUAUCACAGCGGGUGGGGGUGGUGACAGUAGCGAGGAGAUCACCACAACCACCGUGGACUAUGGGCUGAACAUCACAGCGAGCACCGAGAGCGUGAUCCAGCCCUACUUCGAUAACGCUACGAAGAGAGACUAUACCGCUGCUGUGGGCCAGCCGGCGUAUUUACAUUGCCGAGUCAAGAAUCUUGGUGAUAGAGCCGUCUCAUGGAUCCGCAAACGUGACCUCCACAUCCUAACAGUGGGUGUCCACACGUACAGCAGCGACGCGCGCUUCGCCGCUCUCCACACAGACAACUCGGACGAGUGGACCUUGAGGGUUGCGCCUGCGCAGCCUCGUGACUCUGGCGCGUACGAGUGCCAAGUUUCCACAGAACCAAAGAUCAGCUUGUCCUUUAGACUCACUGUUGUUGUAUCAAAAGCAGAGAUCCUCUCGGGGCCGGAGUUGUUCGUGAGAGCGGGGUCCGACAUCAAUCUUACCUGCAUCGCCAGACAUGCGCCGGAUCCACCGAGUUUUAUCUACUGGUACCGCGGAUCCAACGUGGUGAACUAUGCUCAACGAGGCGGCAUCAGUGUGGAGACAGAACAACGCACCCGCACCAGUCGCCUGCUCAUCGCCAGAGCUUCGCCUAGAGACUCCGGUAACUACACAUGCGCGCCGAGCAGUUCAGAUUCGGCUUCGGUGGUGGUUCACGUUGUGAGUGGGGAACGUCCAGCGGCCAUGCAGAGCAACAGCAACAGAAUAGCACCACUUCCACCCCUCAUCCUAAUCUCAAUUCGCACAAAUCAAUGUAAGACAUUCUUCACCACAGUCAUGUGCUACAUUCUACUCAUGUUUCAAGAAAUCAGUUUAUACAAUUUGAUGAAAAGAAUCAAACCUCUUUGGAACAAUUUCUGUAUCAGAAGGUUCGUCACCAGAUGACCAGAUCUAGUGUCCAACGGAAUUGCAUGAAAUGCACAGUACGAAGAUUUAAAUAAGAUUUUUAAACUAGAAAUAAGUCAAACUGACGUAUAAAGAAACGAAUUAUUGUAAUAAGCAUCUUUACGACGAAAUCUAUUAAUUUUCUUUUUGUUACUGCAAAAAAAACGAACUGUGAGUGACAUUCAACAAUAAGUUUUUUUUUCAAAAGCACUGGUCGGUCGACACGUCUAGAUUUAAAAAUGGAUUUAAUAUUUUACUAUCCUUAUAAAUGUUAAUGGCAGUUCACUUCGUUCAAAAAUGGAAUGUUUAAAGCAAAAUAUGCCUCAAGUUACUUCUGAAGCGUGCAUUUAUACUUAAAAGGUUUACUUUAAGAAGUUUCGAAGUUGGAACGCGUUUUUUACUGACUCACUUCAGUUUUAUGGCAACACUUAACAGUUUACUUAUACUUAAUAUUAAUUUUGAAUUUAUCUUUUAGUAUUUACAUGAAUCAUGAACUUUCUAGGUAUUUAUUCAAUUGAAAUAUUUAUGUUUUAAAGAUGUUAUUCAGAACACUGUACAAGAGCAUAUUACAUUAAAUAUUCAAUGGAUGGAUAGAUGAUUAAUGACAAACCUAUUUUGUUACUUGCAACAUUAAUUAUUUAUGGUAUUCAUACUUUUUGCCAUUUUUGCUAUAA